AUGUCUUUAAAGCCAGAAGAGGAGAAGCUAGUCAUUUCUUUCAGACCGUUCCAGCUGGAUGACUCCUUGCCAGCCGAAGGAGUGGACAAGUACAAGUUCUUGUCCAAUCUGAUUCCACCAGCGGCUCUAGAUCCCAUGAUUGAAGAACUGGGAAGUAAAUUCAAGCCUUUGGGUGUUGCAUUUACAGGAAAGGGGCUGAUAGGAAACUCGGCUAAAGCCCACUGCCUGAUGAUCUGGGCUUCCGAGACUGCAUCCCAAGCACAACAGCUCAAAUUGAUGGAUGCUCUAUUUCAAAUUCACUGUUCUAUUGGAAAGUCGGUUGGUGAUCCCGAGGCAAUUGUUGAGGCAGCUGCUAAGGCUGGUUUCACAGAUGAAGAUCAAAUACGGAGCAUUUUGAAGAGUCCUAUAUAUAAGGACAAAUUGAAGAACCUGAGGAAGCAUGCCGCCACUGAAUUGGGAAUUUCUACGGUGCCAUGCUUGACUGUGGUGAAAAAGGAUGGGAAACAGGAAAAAUUGGAAGAGGCGCAACAAAUUGAGACAGUACAAGGAUUCACAGAUCUUAUUGAAGAGUACAGCUCUUAA
Messenger RNA from Cylindrotheca closterium, 582 nucleotides. The record is from the annotation of a GenBank genome assembly. NCBI's taxonomy places the organism in Eukaryota, Bacillariophyta, Bacillariophyceae, Bacillariales, Bacillariaceae.